AUGAAAGACUCAGAAACCAUUAAGCAGUAUGCUGACAGAAUCAUGGCAACUGUCAACAACAUAAGGCUGCUUGGAGAAGAAUUUAGUGGUCAAAAGAUAGUUGAGAAAGUCAUAACAACCUUACUAGAGAAGUAUGAAGGAAAAAAUUCUUUCCUGGAGGAUUCAAGGGACUUAUCAACAAUCCCUUUGACAGAGCUUAUAAAUGCUCUUUAUGCACAAGAGCAAAGAAGGGCAAACGGAAUAGAAGACUACUAUAAAGGAGCCUUUCAAGCUAGAAGCAAAGAAAGCUCAGGUUCAAAUUUGAAUUCCAAAGGCAAGAAGCCUUGGACAGAAAAGAAGAAGAAAGAGCCUACUAAGAAGAAGUUUCCAUCUUGUGUCCAUUUUAGAAUUGGCAAUGGUGAGCUGUUGGAGGCAAAAGGCAAAGGCAAGGCUAUGAUAAGCACUAAGUCAGGUAACAAAACCAUUUCUGAAGUCCUUUAUGUGCCUGACAUUGACCAAAAUUUGUUGAGUGUUGGUCAACUACUGGAGAAGGGCUAUUCUUUAGUUUUUGAAAGUAAAAUUUGUGUGAUCAAAAAUGUUGUUGGUGAGGUGUUAACUACAAUAGCUAUGCAAGACAGAACCUUCAUUGUGGAUGUGAAUCAGUUGCAGGAAAGGGCAUAUGCAUCUCAGACUAAUGAAGCAAACUUGUGGCACAGGAGGCUGUGA
Gossypium raimondii (Peruvian cotton) is the source of this 705-nucleotide messenger RNA. RefSeq lists its product as uncharacterized. NCBI's taxonomy places the organism in Eukaryota, Viridiplantae, Streptophyta, Magnoliopsida, Malvales, Malvaceae. The record is from RefSeq and is a predicted model, not a curated record. The transcript has 2 exons. Bases 1 to 705 code for a protein of 234 amino acids.